Molecule: messenger RNA, 1597 nt
Organism: Thecamonas trahens ATCC 50062
Lineage: Eukaryota; Apusomonadida; Apusomonadidae
Product: GPI mannosyltransferase 4
Exons: 2
Coding region: 20-1597 (525 amino acids)
Biological process (GO): GPI anchor biosynthetic process
Cellular component (GO): endoplasmic reticulum membrane
Molecular function (GO): alpha-1,2-mannosyltransferase activity
Source: RefSeq, a predicted model, not a curated record
AGUAGUGUGGCGCGUGACCAUGUGCCUCUUCUCCAAACCACCUCCGCUCGCCCUCGUGGCUGCCCUGCUCCUCGCUGCUGCUGUGGUGAGCCCUUCGUACCUCCACCCGGACGAGCAUCACCAGACGGCAGAGCUGGUGGCGCCAAGCGUGCUCGCCACACGCCCGCAUCUGCCGUGGGAGGCCACGGCGGCGGCUCCGCUUCGCUCGUUGUACAUUCCUUGGCUCGUGGCCGGCCUUCCAUGGAUGCUCAUCUCGGCCAUCGCCCCGUCAGCUCUCACUCCGUCGGUCAUCGUCGCCGCGCCGCGCAUCGCCUCGGCCCUCUUCAUCGCCCUUCCGGCGCACUGCUGCGUCAUGGCGCUAGCACGCGCCCUCAGCAAAGAUGUUCCCGACGCAGGCGUAGCUGGUCGACCAGGUAGCGCUGCGUCGGCAUCGAGCCCGCGCAAGGCUUCGGUGCGGUCGACGAGUCAGGUCCGCCGCGAGGGUCUGCGGCUGCGGCAUCGGCACUCGGUGACCGACGAGGAGCCGCUGGCUUCGGCACAGCCGCCGCCGAGCUCGGUCGGUGACGCGCAUGGUUUUGUGGCAAGCGUCGGGUGGCUGAUGGCGACAGCGUGGCCGGUGCUGAUCAUCGGCGCCCGCCCCCUGGCCAACGGGGUUGAGGCGGCGGCGGCGGCGGCGGCGUUGUUGACCGCCGACCGCUGGCGGCGGCGCGAUUGCAACGCCAGCGACAUUGUCCCCGUCGCGGUUGUCGUGGCCCUGGGGAUCUACUUGCGGCCAUCGUUUCUGGGCUUUGCCGGCGGCCUCGCUCUCGUCAUGGCGAGCUGGGCCGGGUGGGACCCCAAGCGGAUGUUCGGCUCUGUGGCGGUUGGCCUGGCGGUGGUGGCUGGUGUCUGGCUCGCUGCAGCCUGCGGCGAGACACUGCUUUAUAGGUAUACGCUCUCUGAUCACACCGGGCACAACUACGAAGCGCUUGUGGUGCCGCCGAUCAACUUUGUGGCGUACAAUGGCGACGCAGCGUCGGUGGCGAGCCACGGCCUCCACCCGCGGGCGACACACGCACUUGUCAACACAGUCAUGCUCUUCGGCCCGCUUUGGGCGAUGGCGGGCUACGGGCUUGCUGCCGGGCGGCAAAUGAGCGCGGGCCUGCGGUGGGUAAUGGUGCCUGCGCUCGCCUUCCUCUGCCUGCUCUCUAUCGUCCCGCACCAGGAGCCACGCUUCCUGGCGCCGAUGAUGGCCAGCGUGGCGGUGCUCGGCGCCGGGGCGGUGCAGGAGCUGGGCCCGAUCGGGCGAAAGCGAUUCUGGGCGUCAUGGGCGGUGUUUAAUCUUGCAACACUCGGCGUUUUCGGCGUCCUCCAUCAGGGUGGCGUUGUGCCCGGCGCGGUGUGGGUGGCCAGCGAGGCUGGGCCGGACGCCACGGUUGUCGGCUUCCACACGUACAUGCUCCCCGCGCAUGUCAUUGCGCGAUCUGGAGCUAGAGUAGUGGAUCUCGGCGGCACGGGCGUGUCGGCACUGGUGGAGGCGCUGAGCAGGUCGGGUGGACGGGCGUUUGUUCUCGCGCCGUCGACUCGCCACCGCCUUCUUUCCGCACCUCUCGUUUGA